CAGUCGGCCCCCUUGGCCCCGCCUCUACGACGCGUUGUGAGCACAACCAGGCCCGUCUCCAGGUGAUGUUGCAGAAAAGAUGGACUCCAGUCAGAAAGUAGGUUAGAUAUGGCUGGUAGUCUGUCGUUAACCGUUGUGCAGUGUUUAGGAGGUUUGGAGCGGUUUUUUGUUUUUCUGCUGGAAACCAGGAACCAAGGACCUCUAGAAUGAAGCUGCCCAUGGCCACGAGAAUUUGAACAGCAUUUAGGAAUAAAUAAUUCAUUCAGUCAUGGCUGGACUGAUCAAGAAACAGAUCCUCAAACAUCUAUCCAGGUUUGCCAAGAACCUCUCCCCGGACAAGAUCAAUCUGAGCACGCUCAAGGGGGAGGGUCAGCUGACCAACCUGGAGCUAGAUGAGGAGGUGCUGCAGAACAUGCUGGACCUGCCCACCUGGUUGGCCAUUAACAAGGUCGGCUGCAACAAAGCAUCCAUUCGGAUUCCGUGGACCAAGCUGAAGACACACCCCAUCUCCUUGUCGCUCGACAAGGUGGUGAUGGAGAUGAGCACCUGCGACGAGCCCCGCCCACCCAACGGCCCGUCUCCCAUAGCGACGGCCUCGGGUCAAAGCGAGUACGGCUUCGCGGAGAAGGUGGUGGAGGGCAUCUCCCUGUCCAUCAACUCCAUCGUGAUCCGCAUCAGUGCCAAGGCCUUCAACGCCUCCUUCGAGCUCUCGCAGCUGCAGGUGUACAGCGUCAACACCAGCUGGACCACCAGCGAUCUCCGCUUCACCCGAAUCCUGGACCCUCAGCGCGGGGAGAUCCUCACCUUUAAGGAGAUCAGCUGGCAGAUGAUCCGCAUCGAGGCCGACGCCAUCCAGAGCGGAGAGCACGAGGUCCUGAGCGCGCCCAUCCGCCUCAUCACCAACCAGUCCAGGAUCCGCAUCACCCUGAAGAGACGGAUGAAGGACUGUAACGUGGUGGCCUCUAAGCUGGUUCUGAUCCUGGAUGACCUGCUCUGGGUUCUGACGGACUCCCAGCUGAAGGCCAUGGUCCAGUACGCCAAGUCCCUGAGUGAGGCCAUGGAGAGGUCUGCCCAGCAGAGGAAGAGCACCGCCUCUGAGACCUCUGAGGGGGCAGUGGCGCCCCCCUCCUCUCAGCAGGUUCGCGCGCAGCAGACGUCCGUGGCGGCCGAUCAGAACGCCACCAUCGCCAAGCUGUUCACCGCCUACGACGUGCGCGAGACCUCGCACCACCUGCAGAUCGCCCACCUGGACCUGCACAUCUGCGAUGACAUCCACGCCAAAGACCGAGUAAUAAACAAGAGGAUCACAGGAGGAGCCAUGCAGCUCUCCUUUAGCUUUAUAACCAUGGACUACUACCCCUUUCACAGAGCAGACUCAGACCGUGACUCGGGUGAGGCCGUGAGCUCACCUGGAGAGGAGGCGCAGAGGGAGGAGCAGGCGGCGGCGGAAGGUGAGAGCUGCCUGCACUGGAUGCACUACAGUGAGGCCACUAAGUCGAGGGAGAGCUGGGCCCGCAGCCUGCUGGACGAGUUCAAGUCCAACGUGGAGAUGCUGAAGAGCGCAGUGAGAGACCAUCAGUCUGGCGGCUCGCCCCCCCAGAGCUCCCCUCAGCACGCCUCUGCAUGUCGUCCCGUAGGGCAGCAGGGUGGAGUAGUGGUUAGGGAACCGGACGGUGGACCUGAGGGUUGUGGGGCCCGGUCGCGGGUUGGGCACUGCUGUUGUUCCCUUGAGCCAGGAAAGAUCUCCACCACCUCCACCAGCACCUUCUCCACCGCCGCCCCGCCCCCCAAGACCCAGCUCAUGUCCAGUUCCAUCGUGCUCAGGAUGGCCGACUUCAGCAUCUACCAGGUCUCCACGGCAGAGCAGCGCCGCUCUAGUCCCAAGGCCAUGAUCUCCUGCAAUAAGAAGUCCCUGUACCUGCCCCAGGAGAUGCCUGCCAUCCACGUGGAGUUCACCGAGUACUACUUCCCCGAUGGCAAGGACUACCCCAUACCCUGUCCCAACCUGUACGUGCAGCUGAACGCCUUGCAGCUGGUGAUGGACCCGCGCAGCCUGAUCUGGCUCAACCAGUUUGUGCUGGACCUGCGGCAGAGCCUGGAGCAGUUCAUGGAGCUCUACAAGCUGGACGACUCCCAGAAGCCCGACGAUCACGUGGACAUCAAGGUGGACGGGCUCAUGCUCAAGCUGGUGGUGCCCACGGACAAGGAGCUGGCGGGCCCCCCAGACGGGCCGCGCUCCGUGUCCAUCCAGACGUCGGAGAUGGUGGCCACCAACACGCGCCACCCUGCGGGCUGCACGCGCUCCAGCCUGGAGGCGCUGCUGCAGGACUUCCAGGAGGAGGCGCUGUUCGCCCGCCGCGACGGCCCCGACGCCUUCCCCGUCCUGCACCCGGUCUUCCAGCGCCACGCCCACGAGCAGGACACCCGCCUCCACGACAUCUACCGGGGGCUGGUCCCGGCGGCGCUGGCGGGCGACGCCCUGAAGCCCCCCGCGGCGGCCGACCUGUGGGCGCUGCACUUCUCCCAGUUCUGGGUGGACUACGAGGGCACCCGCAGCGGGCGGGGCCGGCCCGUGCCCUGCGUCGACUCCUUCCCCCUGUCGGUGUGGACGUGCCAGCCCGCGCGCCACGCCCGGCACCAGGAGCGCCUGCGGGCGGGCGCGGCCGGGCGGGGCGCCGCGGCCGGGGCGGGGGGCGUCCCGCGCAGCGAGUCGGCCGAGGCGGUGGGCCGGCUGCAGAGGAAGAGGCUGCUGAAGGAGUACUACAGCAGCGCCCCCCCCGCGGGGCCCAACGGCAUCCGCAAGCCCUGCUCGCUGGACGGCCUGACCCCACCCCCCGCGGGCCCCGCCGCGCCCCCGGCCCCCCGCGAGGCGGACGUGCAGGUGCUGGUGCACGUGCAGAAGCACCUGAGCGUGCAGGUGAGCCACCAGCAGUACGUGUUCCUGCUGCGGCUGCAGCAGUCCAUCCGGAGGCUGCAGCAGACCCUGCAGGAGGACACCGAGCAGGUGGGGGCGCGGAGGCAGGACCGCGAGCGCGACGGCGACAGCGCCCGGCCGUUCGGCGUCUGCGUGGGCGUCCUGCUGAAGAGCGCCGAGGUGGCCCUGCUGCUCCGCCCCGUCCCGCAGGGCGACGCCAGCCCCCUGGGCUCGGACCUGUCCCCCUCGGAGAGCGCCGGCACGCUGGGCGCCGGGGGCGACGGGGCGGGGCCAGCGGGGCCCCCCGGCUCCGCGGACGAGCUGCUGUGCGGGGGCGGGGUCGAGGGUCCCGCCCCACUCCGCCCCUCCCCCUCCGUCCCAGACGGGCUCCGCGAGGCCUCUUCGGAGAAGUCGGACGGGGAGGAGAGCCAGGGGGCGGGGCCUGGCAGGAGGUCGUCCUCGGAGGAGAAACGGGACUUUGGGGAGGGGGCGCUGGACUCCCUGAUCGGUGAGGAGCAGGGGGGCUCAUCGGACUGUAGAGCCCAGCAGAAAGAGCUUCCCCAGGGGAGGGCGGCAGUGGACCCCCCCAUUGACCCUCUUACCAAAGACUUGAGCGACAGCAAAGACAAGCCCUCUGCAGCAAAGAUGCCCCAGUCCAUGUCCAGUGGACGCCUCCUGAGGGACAGGUCUCAGUCCAGCUUCUCGGUGUCCUAUAAGAACCUGAAGAAGAGCCCGUCCCUCCACUCCCUCGACAACAUCUCCAUCGACAGCUGCCUGCUGGAGGACUGCGAUACCUACAGCCUCCUGGAGAGAGAUGGCGCUGGGGACGACCUUUCCAUGUCCGGAUUCAAGGACGUGCAGAGUGACCAAAGUGGGGCGGAGAGCGCCAACGAGGCUUUGGGGCCCAACGCCGACGGAGGCGCGUCGCCUGACACCGUGAGCGCCACCUCCCAGAGCAUCGACGAGCCCACCAAGGACCUGGUGUCGGUGCUGGUUCUGAAGGUCCACUCCGUGUGUGGAGCGCUGGAGGUCCAGGGAGACAGCACCGCCGUGUCGCUGGAGGUCGGUCAGGUGGUGCCUACCCAGCUGGGAAACGUCAGCGUUCGGCAGUACCUCAGCAACCGCAGCCUGGGCGCCGCCCCCGGCGUGAGCGCGGUGGACAGGAAGUCGCGUCCGGAGGUGCAGGUGCGGCUGGAGAGCGGGCCCCGGGCGGCGGCUCGCUCCCCGCUGGCGGCGCACAGCGGCUUCCUGCAGUGCCAGCUGCAGGGCUUCCGCUCCGACUUCCUCAUGUCCUCCCUGCGCAACCUGGGCCACUUCCUGCAGGACGACUCCGCCUCCCACAUCCUGCCCAUGAAGAUCGACGUCAGCGACAUGCACGUCAGCCUGAAGGACGAUGCUCCCCGUGACAACCCUUCGGAUCCGGAGCCGACGCCCAUCACCCUGCACAUCGAUAACUUGGUAAUCUACCGACAGGAUGAUGGGUCCUUCUCUAUAGGAGUGGCCCAAACUCCUGCAGCGGUGCCUGACAAUCAGGUGGAGAAGGACAAGGCGAACUUGGCUCCUGACGUCCCCAGGGUGGCUCCGGACGCCCCCCGAGGGGUGAGCGGCGUGUCGCAGACGACGCAGACCACCCCACAGCCGCUUACCAGCCACGCCCCAUCCCCCAAAGAGAAGCUGCUCGUGGAGGAGAACGAGUGUCUGAAACUGGAGCUCUCCAGAGCCAAGAUGGCGCUGGCGGAGGCCCAGAUGGAGAAGGACUCGCUGGUGCACCGAAUGAAGAGCCUGAAACUGACCCCCGGGGGCAGCAACUGAACGCCAGGAGGCUGUAACCUGAGCACCGAGGGCGGCUAAAAGUGAUGAGCCAGGCCGGUCUCCUCAUCUGGACGCCGCAGUCCAGGGAGACCAGGAGCCCUGGAGCAAACUGAGAAACUGAGAAUCUGCUGCAGUCUUGCCCUGGUGCAGCUCUUAUUCUUUUACAACAUGGGCUCUCUGAAACAGGACCUGUCUACAGCGGCAGUGACAUGUUUCAUUGAGUCAUACAUUCACUUAUUCAUGCAUACAUACAUACAUACACAUACACACGCACAACCACGCACCCUUUUUCAGUUUGAAUACAUCUGUGUGCUGCUGCUGCCUAGUGGUGUGGAAGGUGCAGGAUUUGCACCCGGGACCCUUGGGGAGGGAAGGAGGGAGGGCGGGGUCCAGCGGGAGGGUUUUGGGGGGGGGGGGUUGGGGGGUGGACAGUGAAUGUCUUAAUUUCUUACGGCAGACUAUUUGCACUGUACUAUACAUCAUGUAUUUAAUACAUUUUUUUAAAAAUUAUUUAGCUCUUAACAAAUUGUGCAUCACGUGUGAGCGAAUGUGUAUGCGCACUGCUCGUGUGCGGGAAUGUUCUGGAAUGUGUUGGAGUUCUGGAAUUUGGAGUGCUAGGUUUUAGGCAGUGUAUUUGAGUUUAUGUUGAAUCCCAUGUACUUAUAACAAAUCAUAACUUUCAGUCUAAUUCUACCAUAUUUAAUUCAUUUGCUUAAGAUAAAACACAGGAUGGGAUUCAUUUCAUUGUACAAUAGACCCGGACUUCAGUUUAGUUACCUGUGUUCAUUUGUACGUGAAGAUUUCCCACAAUUCCGUCACCCUGCGCUGUCUGUUAUUUUUCUAAGUGUACAUAGACAUAGAUUUUUCAGUGCAGCACAUUUUUACCUGAGCUGCUGUAAAUACAACCACAAAAAAAAUCCCUCCACUUAGGGGAGGGAAUACUGCAGUGUGCUAUAAGUCCUCCAAUGAGGAGAGAGAUCACUGGCAUCUGCUUCCAGUGCUUCAAUGAAGGGAGAGAACUCUAGCGUCUCCACAUUUAUAUAUUUUUGGAACUACAUACAUUCAAAAUAAUUUUUCACAGAGUGAAGUGGUGCGCAUGUGUCCUGCCACUCCAUGCUUUGUGUCUAUAUGUGGGACAUAGUUUAUAAUGUACACACUUCGCCUAUGGAAAUGCACACAGGAAGUCCUUUUUUUAAACAAUGGUAAAUCAGUGAAGUAGUUGUUUUGGUUACGGAUCUUAAUUUCGAAAGUCUCAAACGCUAACACAAACCGGCUUUAUGAUCACUGUUCCCUGUGACUGAAGAAUGUAACUUCUGCCAUUCUGAUGCUCCCGGGCGGGCACAUAAUUUGACAGGGCACUACACAUAUCCCUGGUAUGACCAGACAGCGUGCUCAGUUGAUCUCCCUGUCAUAGAAGGAGCCUGUUCCGUAGAUCACUCUAGUGUAGUAUAGGUACUGCUUACAGGAACUCCCCAUUAGAAGAGGAGACAAUUCAGCAGAUCACUCGAGAUUAGCAGGACACCAUUGAGUACAUCGCCCUGGCACAACAGACUAUUUUCAGCACAUUAGUCUAGCAGGAGGCUGUUCAGUGGAUCACCCUAGUUUAACAUUCAACUUUGUGUCCAGUAGAUCAGACCGGUGUAACAGGACACUGUUCAGUGGAUCAGUCUGGCAUAGCAGGACUGUUCAGUAGAAGAUCACUAGGGUGCAGCACGACGCUAGGCUAAAUAGAGGCUCACCCCUGGUACCGCAGAACACCGUGCUCAGCUGAAACUGUUCAGUUAUGCAGUAUUAUCUACUCAGUCUGUGAAUUUAUGAAGAGAAGUUCCACAUCUCAACUGGUGCUUACUUGUGUACGUACACUAACUUCAAACUGGCGACGGAGGAUCUGUUUCUGAUCUUAUCCCUUAGCACAUCAUGGCUCGUGAGCUGCUCGAUGUGACACAAACGCGCACGUCCAGCGCUCGACCUGAGCAAGCCAUCUCCAGGUGUGACUGAUUGUUUGGCCUGCCUGGCUGGCAGACGUCUGCCUGAAAGCUGUGAAACUGAUGCAUAGCCCAGCUGUGUGUCGGUUUGGUAUACAUGCGUGGGAGUCGGUGAUUAAUAUCUGUGGAUGCGCCUGGGCGUGACAGCUGUUCGCGGGCUUCUACAGCACUGAACUGAGGGGGUCUGUGAUUGAUGGCCUUUUUAAUCUAUGGGGUUCAGCCUGAAUUGAUAGCUUGGUGCUGUUGAUAGUUCAGGGUUUCACACCACAAAGCCAGUUUACACUGUGUCCACAAAGGUGACCCCUUUUCCCAGUUUUUUUUUUUCUCUUUAGUUUUCUCUCAAAUAUUGAAGGUUACCCUGGUUCCAUUUGGAGCCCUCCCCAAAGCCCAAGUGCCUCUGUAUUGCCCCAGUAGGGGGGCGUGAGCCAAUGUCUCCAUUUCCCCUUUAAGUCCAACUGAAUGUCCAGCUCAGAUCUACCAAACCUGACUGGAAAUAGUAGGGAAGGGAAAAAAAACACUUGAUUGUACAAAGACACCUGGGUAAUUUGCCCUGUCCCCUGAUUGAUUGUCUACCCUGAAAUCUGACCCCUCCAUUGGUUCUCUGGAUCACUCACCUGUAAUUUCCCCCUUCUGUUGGUCAUUACCUGUAAGCCCCGCCUCAUUUUGUCUGAGUUCCACAUCCCACUCCCUGAGCUCCUCCCCCUUUUCAUCAAGUUGUUUUGUCUUCUCUGAACCGUUGGGUGUUAAUCCUGUAAUAUGAUGUAAUAUUUCUGUUAAAGCUGCUGAAAAAUACUGUACAAUAAAAGGGUAUUGAAUAAUA
Molecule: messenger RNA, 7531 nt
Organism: Anguilla rostrata (American eel)
Lineage: Eukaryota; Metazoa; Chordata; Actinopteri; Anguilliformes; Anguillidae
Gene: bltp3b
Product: bridge-like lipid transfer protein family member 3B
Exons: 23
Coding region: 269-4726 (1485 amino acids)
Source: RefSeq, a predicted model, not a curated record